CGACAGACGAUGCUUUGAAUGGAAGUAGGUGCAGUUGUUGACGAUCUAGUUGAUAAUAUAUGCCUUGUCAGGGUGCUAAGACAUCGGAAUGGGUCAGACGUUAUCAGAGCCGGUAACAGCUAAGGAGUCAUCGAGUUGUGAAAACAGUUACGUUAAAGUCGGGUCAUCAUGCAUGCAGGGAUGGAGAAUAAAUAUGGAAGAUGCGCAUACUCACCUCUUAUCACUGACAGGUGAUAAAGAUGCUUGCUUCUUCGGGGUCUUUGAUGGUCAUGGAGGGUCCAAAGUUGCACAAUACGCUGGCUCGAAUUUACAUAAGAAGAUUGUGUCACAGCCGUCUUAUGCAUCAGGUAAUGUUGGGGAGGCCAUCAGGGAGGGCUUUUUGGCAAUGGAUGAAGAUAUGAUGAAAGAUGACACGAUGAAAGAUGAACUUGCAGGAACAACGGCUGUUGUAGCCAUUUUACGAAACAGUAAAAUAUACUGUGGUAAUGUUGGAGACUCUAGAGCUAUUGCGAGUGUAAAGGGACGGGUACAGGAACUGUCAUUUGACCAUAAGCCUAGUAAUGAACCAGAAACAAGGCGUAUCAUAGCGGCCGGCGGAUGGGUCGAGUUUAACCGGGUAAAUGGGAACCUUGCCUUGUCUCGUGCUCUUGGUGAUUUUGUCUUUAAGAAAAAUGACAAAAAGAAACCAGAGGAACAGAUCGUUACAGCAAACCCUGAUAUUGUUGAAAAACCAAUCACCCCUGACCACGAGUUCAUGAUCCUAGCCUGUGAUGGGAUCUGGGAUGUCCUCAGCAAUCAGGAAGUUGUUGACUUUGUGCGGGCAAGAAUAGCACAAAGGAUGGAACCUGAAUGUAUCUGUGAGGAGUUGAUGACUCGCUGCCUGGCUCCUGACUGUCAGAUGGGGGGCUUGGGCUGUGACAAUAUGACUGUAGUGCUGGUCUGUUUCCUGAACGGAAAGCCAUACGAGCAACUGGCCAGCCGCUGUGCCGAGCCCAGCCCAGCAGGACCAGGCUCACAUUAUACCAACACAGAGCACUUUGACUUGAAAUGAGGUUUAAAACAGUUUAGACUGGAUUGUGUUGGUUUCCAGAUGUAUUUCUGUUAUGUUUCAAUAAGGCCUGUGGACUGCAGUUGUUUUUCUGUUUCUGCCCAACCACACAGGUGAGGCUCCAACGACGAUCCCUAGAUGCUGGGGAAAUUAAGGUUCACAACAUGCCACAGUCUGGAGGCUGGAGACAAGGGCAGCUGCGAUGAAGUCUGGUAUUUUUAAGGCUCAGAACACAGACUUUUUACCAGGUUCUGCUAUACUGUUUCAUAGAAUUAUUGUAUGUCCAACAUUACAGCAAUACAGGCUCUUUAAUUAUUUUAAUAUAUUUUAAUCAACAAUGCUAAUGUAAAUUAUUACAUGUAGUAUUUGCAGAUACUGUCAUGCCCUCUGCAUUUCCAAAUAAUUUGUUUGGGUUAUUUUAGGAUUUCAUUUAUAUUGGAUGUUCAUUGUACAUGUAAUGUGAAUAUAGUUGUUCUGCUUGGAGAUUUCAAACUUGAUUUGUUUAUUAAUUUGUUCAUGUUACUCAUUUGCCUCUUUUUGUCUGUUUUGUGCAGUUUUUCUGCAACUCUUUGAACAAGAAGACACACACCGAAAUAUAAGACUUCAGUGUUAAUUUAUAUGGAACACAUCAUUGCUAGUGAUCUGUAGUGCUAAUUAUAUGGUUUUCUGUGCUAGUGUUCCCUUGUCUGUAUAGAUAAAGUUUUAGUUAUUGCUUUACCUGUUUGUUAUGAUGUAAUUUAUUUGUUUAUCUAGAUGUGUGGUGUUAAGAAGUGAUUCUGUUAUUAUUUCUGGCAAAAUGAGAGAAUAUAGCUUUCUUUACAUUCAUCAUUUCUGAAUGUAAAACGUGUACGAAGAAUUACAGUAUUACAGAUUCUGCAUUUUGUAAUUUCAGAGGUUGUCAUUGUUGUUUCAAGACAAAUUAAAUUUUAAGAAUCUACUUUGUUUUUCAUGACGGAAUUUGUGUGUGUGAAAAUGAAUAUAAGUCUUGUGUGUGAAAUAGUAUAUAUGUAUAAAAAUCAUCAUUAACCUCUGGGGAUGUGAAAUAAGAAUUUGUUUCUUUUAGAUAUAAAUUUAUUGAUGUGCCUAUUUCAAACCGAGAACAAAACACAAGGUUGUUGGGAGGUGAACAAGAUAGGGAUUUAUGGCAGCAUGCCAUUGUUACUUGGCUCCAGAGGACAGUUGUUCAGAAGUGUAAAUCAGAGAUUUUUGGCACAAAAUCCACAUUCAAUAAAUCGAAUCAAAUUUUUGGUAUUUACCAAGAAUAGCUGAGAAUUGCUACCUGUGCUACUUACAGUGUUAAAGCGAUUCUGUAGUUUGAAAAAGUUAUAAUGUGAAAUGCUUUAUAAAUUUUAUCAACCUUGUUACGGCUUUUGAAGAGGAACAGAUGCACAGAUGAGGCUGCUAUUUUGUCAAAAGUAAAUAUUUAAGGUAUUCUGAAAGUAACAGCAAAAAUUUGAUUGGAUUUGUGCAGAUCAGUUUUUUGUGCCAAAAUAUCUUGAUCAAGACCUUAGUUUGAAUAUCAGUCUCAUUUCAGUGAUACUCAUGACUCUGAAUACAUGGGCUUCAGGACCAGAAAUUGGCUAGCAUUCCCUAGAAGGGAUUAGUCAGAAGAUUUACCAAAAUCUGUUGCAAAAUUCAGAAGUGGCAUCACUUAAUUCAUGUUCAUCAAAUUGUUGUUGACCAUUAAUGUUUAUUUUUGAGUCUGUAGUUGAUAUGUAAUGUUGCAUUGUGAACGUCUACCAAUUCCAGUAGUCACUAGGUCUGAAAAUGUGGACUAGUGGAUUAGUCUGGUGAAAACCAGCUUACAUAAAGCUGUCCGUCUUUAUCAUCACCUAUGUAAACUCACAUGUUUUAGCUACAAAGUUAAUGACUGGAGGCCAGUUGCCAAGGUGUGUUGUUAGCGCAUAUGUGCAUUUCUGACAUGAAACCAAGUAGGUGAUAACAACUUUACAGAAGAAUACCAGUGUUUAUUGGGAGUCUUCCUGAACCCAUUUGGCAUUUAUGACAAUUCAACAGAGGUGUCUAAAUCUUUAUUUGCCAUAAAGAUUUUUCAAAUAUCUUAAUGUGACUUCUAUACGACCUUACAAGGUGUUCUCAGCGUGUUUGGAGUUGCUAAUCUCGCAACUAUCAGAUGAGUGGAAAAUAAAUAGACCCAUGUGGAUACAGUCUGUCACCCAUAGGACUUACAUUGUAGAGGAGGUUUGAGUGUCUCCCUGAUUUAACUUAAAAUGUGCAGAUUGUCACAUACCAAACAGCUUAAUACUUAGUAAGGAGAGGAGGGCUUCCACAAUUCAUUUACUUAGGCCAGAUAUUAGUUUUAUGUAUGGUGUGCUGAGUUCGUGGGAGGGGAGGAGAUAGUGUAUCAAGUGAUGAAAUCUUUGCAUGUGCAUAGGAGUACCUGGAAACUUUGUGCUAUUUAAAACACAAUAAAAAAUAAAUAAAAAGCAGAGCAGAUUUGAUAACUGAAUUGGCAAAGCAAACUUUGUUCAUCAUUUAUUUUCUUUUUUUACAGCCAUGUGUAUAUCAAAUUACUGCCACCCUGAAAUAUUUAUGCUCUUAUAUUCAGAAAGAAAUGUCUUCAGGUGCUUGUAUUUUACAGAUUUCUGAUUUGCAGCUGAACAUAAAAGGACAGCUGUGUAUAAUUAACUAAUACAUCCCCAAUAUUUUUUUUUAAUUUUUUUGACUAUUGACACAGUUUCCCCGAAGUGCCAACUGCAAGGGGAAUUAUGUGGCUUUUCAUGUCUUGACAGUAAUAUACCAAUACACGACGUGGCUAUUGUGUGCAGUGAUUUAGUGCAUAUUUGUAAACAGUAAGAAAAAAUUUAUCUUCACUAAAUUUGCAGGGUUUUCUUGAAGAUACUGUGCCUGAAUCCACCUACUUAAAAUGGCACAGUAGUACUAUGCAAGUUUCUUUGUUUUAUAUGCACCUUCAAUAUUUCAGGCACUUGUAUGAUAAGGAGCACAGAAAGGAAUACGAACAAGUGGGAUUGGGCUCUACCUUUGCUGUUAUAAAAUAACAGGGGAUAUGUGUAUGUUUGCUCAUUUUGUUUCAGUCUUUUAGGAGAUAUCCAUGUUUACUAAUAUAUUUAUGAUGAAGUGUAAAUAUGUACAGUAAUCAGAGUAAUAAGUACACAUUGUUGUAUUGUGCUGUGUACCUAUAGCUUGCCAAAAAGUAACAGGUUAAUUUCCAUUACAUGUAUAUGUAUAUUUGCAUAGAGUUGUAUAAUGGUCCAUAUAGUUACACAUGUUGCUAGCUCAUGGAAAAUAAUAUUUUUCCC
Molecule: messenger RNA, 4326 nt
Organism: Liolophura sinensis
Lineage: Eukaryota; Metazoa; Mollusca; Polyplacophora; Chitonida; Chitonidae
Product: probable protein phosphatase 2C T23F11.1
Exons: 10
Coding region: 89-1051 (320 amino acids)
Biological process (GO): protein dephosphorylation
Molecular function (GO): cation binding; protein serine/threonine phosphatase activity
Source: RefSeq, a predicted model, not a curated record